GUGCAAAUCGGGUUACAUAAUUGCAUUGUUUUAUCGCAAGUGUACCAUAUAUACCUCACUUCCCAUCACUUGAAAACCAUGUAGUUGUUUACGUGAUAAAUGUUUGCGAUUGAAUAAGAUAAAUAUCUAUAACUGAAACCUCCUGCAAGAAAUUAUGAAAGUGUUAAUUGAAAAAUAGAUAAGAAUUACAAAUGAAUUUAAAUUUUCACGAAUAUAGCAAACAAUCAAAUCAAGACAUUUUUUGCAUUGAAUACGACGGCGAUAUCACAUGUUUCGAGUUAGGCAAUUUACCGUUACCACCUAAGGAUCCUAGAGAAUUAGGUAUAACAUUACCAUGCUGCAUUAACAAGAAGAAUAACGAAAAACUAAACAAAAACCAACAUGAUAAUGAAGACUCCAAGAAACCCAAAACCUACUGCAGCAGAAAGAUAAAACCUGCAUCUAAACAAGUUGGUGAUCAUUCUAAAGAGUCGUCAUCAGCAAAUACUCUCAAUAACACAAGCCUUGUUUACGUUUUUGAUAAAAAUGGAUUCAACAAGGUAAUCGCUUACACAAAAGCAAAUAUCGACUGCUCCCAUUCAGCAGAUUUAAAACUCAAUAAACGCAAUAGCCAGCAUAAAAAAAUUGGGAAAAAGCCUGCCAGCAAUAAAAAGGCCCGAAUUUUUAAUACAAUUCCUACCAUGGGAAGACAUGUGCAUGCUUGUAGGAGCAGAGAAUUACGAGGUGGCAUUUUGUCAACUGAUUGUUUCUGCCUCCGUCGAAACGGGUUGCAGUACGACUGUCGCAGAACAGGUUGUCAAAAUAAUCCAGAAUGUUCUACGUUACCAGCGCCCAUAUGCGAACCAUCUCGUGUAGCCUGCAAUACACAUCGUACUAACCCUCAUGCCCAGGCAUUAACCGAUAUUUGUAACAUGCGGCCCAGGUACUAAAUAUAGGAACUAUUAUGGUGCAGAGAUAUUUGCGCAAUUAAAUACCUAUUUAAAUGCAUAAGAAAGAAAGGAUGAAAACCUACGUGCGAAACGCAUGCUACUUAUCAAACCUCUAUUUGUGCAUUUGCACCUAUGAUUCAAAGUUCCGAUGAAAAUUCCAGUACUUAACCCAGUUUUCACUGGGGGCUUGUGCCCUUGCAGCCAAGUCCACGGGUCGCCAAGCAUGGAAACUGCUGUUACUAAUGACAAAAUGAUUGUGAAAAUUCUCAAAGCUUUUAAGGGUAAAGAAGUCGCAUUAAAGACAAAUACCAUCAGGCCCGGUACUUUACGUGAUUCCAGCAAAAAUGUUACUAAAGUCGAAACUCCUGGGACCGGAUGGCAACCUCCUCCGCCCUGCGUGUGGGACCUUCCGUGCAAAGCGCACUGUUUUGAGACUCCGGUGUCAGUCCAGCCGGGCCGCAACCCGCUUACUAGCGGCGGUUGCUUCACUACCGUGGUUGACUCAUCCGGGCACAAUGCGGUGUCAAACACCCACCGGCAGCACGAACCAACCAAGAAAACGAUAGAAACUAUACCUCCUAUGGAAUUGGCCAAGUAGAAAUCAAAAACCUGAUCCUGGCAGGUGCGUUUCAUAUUUGAAAUGAGAAAAAAAAUCAGCAACACCACAAAAGAAAAAAAAUAUGACAGAAGAAAUUUUCACUUCACCUAGUUUAGAUGUAUUUUUUAUAAUAAAAAUUUCGUAAAUUUUAAUAAAUAAAUCCAGCAUAAAUUCUCAGUAAUACUUUUCAUGUAUUUUUAAUUCAUAAAAUCUAAAAAUACUAAUAAAAUAUCAAAAAUACCAUUCUCCUCCUGUUUCUCUAAAUCAAAAGGACUAUUAUAUCUAGUAAAAUGUGUUCUCCGUGUGGUCCUAUGGUAUGCUACAAAUAUGAAGACUGUGGCCCUCCGAAAGGUAAGUCCUCGGAUAGAGGCACUAGAGUGGAGGAGGACGGCGAAGAAAAAAAGAAUGACAAGGAAAAUCAGUUGAAGCGAACCAAGAGUCGUGAGUUACGUGGCGGCAUUAUGUAUUACAGUUGUCAUUGUAUCAAGCGAAACGGGCUUCAACAUGACUGUCGCCGUACUGGGUGCGGCGGCGAGCCCGCGUGUCUGGUCUUGCCGGACCCCUUGUGCGCACCUAGUCAGUUGGCGCGCGCCCGAGGUUUGGCUGACCCCGCUGCAUUGGCAGCUCACACCCAAGCUCGUGGUGGUGCUGGCUCUGGGGGGCCAGCAGAUUCAAGUUCAGGAAGCGGAAAAAGGUUCAUUGUCUGCGAAUUGAAGGGUAUUGUUCCUGACGUUUCUUUGGACAAGACCGGUAAAUGUUGUAAGUGUCCAACGACAUUUGUUGUACCACCUACACAAGGUCCCAGUAGUGGUAGCGCCAAACCUCAUUCAUGCAUUUGCACUGGUGGAGCCGGUGCCAAAGUUCCAAUGAAAACUCCAGUAGUCCCUCCAGUUUCCACUAAGUGCUCGUGCAAUUGCGGCCAAGGCUCCGGGCGGCCAAUCAUGCAACCUACCGUAAUAGACGUUGAUGAUAAAUUCUUCGAUCAAAUCAUUAACAGUUUUGAAACUAAGGAAAUAGUGGCAUCUAGAGCAAAAUUAAAUGUCGUGGAAACCGGCGGUCGUGCACGUGAUGCCACCAAAUCUGUUCCUAAAGAAGAGCCUUGUACUAGGGCAGGUUGUAUACAUUGGCAGCCACCUCCGCCCUGCGUGUGGGACCUUCCGUGCAAAGCGGACUGUUUUGAGACUCCGGUGUCAGUCCAGCCGGGCCGCAACCCGCUAACUAGCGGCGGCGGCGGUGGCUUCAUUACCGUGGUUGACUCAUCUGGACGCAACGCGGUGUCGAAGGGCGGCGCUCAACAACCCCGCGAACGAAUGAAACUUUUGAUGCCUGAAUGUUGUACAGGUUGCUCUGCGCCGACUGAUGGAGGAGCAAUGGCGAGUGGCGGCCCGGCGGCUGGCCUGCCCUUGUUGGUGAUGAAGCUUUGCUGA
Molecule: messenger RNA, 2954 nt
Organism: Trichoplusia ni (cabbage looper)
Lineage: Eukaryota; Metazoa; Arthropoda; Insecta; Lepidoptera; Noctuidae
Exons: 4
Coding region: 1818-2954 (378 amino acids)
Source: RefSeq, a predicted model, not a curated record